CCAGCCGUCCUCCACAUCAUCAGCGAUCUAGUCUCUCUCCCUCCCCCCAACAUUUUUUUUGAAUACUCUCCACCACCGAAACUACGAACAUGUCUUCGGCGCCACCACCGCUUGUGGCGGUCCUCGCCCUCUUGUUCAUAACUCCGGUGAUCGGGUGGCGGCCAUGGCCCAAUCAGAAAAUCAACUCCUCCGAUCUCCAAUUCGGGGGGUCGAAGAAGUUCGAGGGAUCCUCUGAGUUCGUCCACAUGAAGUACCACAUGGGACCGGUCCUGACCGCCAAUAUCACCGUCCACACCGUCUGGUACGGCACGUGGCAGAAUCGCCAGAAGCGGAUCAUCCGCGAGUUCAUUAACUCCAUCUCAGCCCUAGAUUCCAAGCACCCCUCCGUCUCCGGCUGGUGGAAAACCGUCCAGCUCUACACUGACCAGACCGGUUCAAACAUCUCUCGCGCGGUCCGACUCGGCGAAGAGAAGAACGACCGGUUCUACUCUCACGGCAAGUCCCUCACGCGCCUCUCUAUUCAGUCCGUGAUAAAGAGCGCCGUCACAGCUUCCACGCGCCCUCUCCCUAUCAACGCCAAGAGUGGGCUCUACCUACUCCUCACCUCCGAUGACGUGUACGUCCAGGAUUUCUGCCAGAAUGUGUGUGGUUUCCACUACUUCACCUUCCCUUCCAUCGUGGGCUACACGCUACCGUACGCCUGGGUGGGCAACUCCGCUAAGCUGUGCCCUGGGACGUGCGCCUACCCCUUCGCCGUACCAGAUUAUAUCCCGGGGCUGAAGCCGCUAAAGUCACCCAACGGUGAUAUAGGAGUGGAUGGGAUGAUCAGUGUGAUGGGGCACGAGUUGGCCGAAUUGGCAACGAACCCAUUGGUGAACGCGUGGUACGCUGGUGGAGACCCAGUGUUUCCGGUGGAGAUUGCUGAUCUCUGUGAGGGUAUUUACGGAACUGGGGGUGGGGGUUCCUACACGGGCCAGAUGAUGAACGGCGCAGAUGGUGCCACGUAUAACAUGAAUGGGAUCAGACGGAGGUUCUUGGUUCAGUGGGUUUGGAACCAUGUGUUGAGUUACUGCACUGGCCCUAAUGCCCUUGAUCAGUAAUUUUUUUUCUUUUCUUUUCUUUUCUUUUCUCUGUUAUUGGGUUGAUUGUGUUCCUUAGUUGGAAUUUGGUUUUUGUCUU
Camellia sinensis is the source of this 1179-nucleotide messenger RNA. It is a transcript of the gene EXL3, whose product is annotated as EXORDIUM like 3. The record is from RefSeq and is a predicted model, not a curated record. NCBI's taxonomy places the organism in Eukaryota, Viridiplantae, Streptophyta, Magnoliopsida, Ericales, Theaceae.